Molecule: messenger RNA, 1615 nt
Organism: Fopius arisanus
Lineage: Eukaryota; Metazoa; Arthropoda; Insecta; Hymenoptera; Braconidae
Gene: TRAM
Product: translocating chain-associated membrane protein 1
Exons: 3
Coding region: 210-1349 (379 amino acids)
Biological process (GO): protein insertion into ER membrane; SRP-dependent cotranslational protein targeting to membrane, translocation
Cellular component (GO): endoplasmic reticulum membrane
Source: RefSeq, a predicted model, not a curated record
UUGGAUUGAAAUUCCCUGCUUGGAUGAUUAUUUUGACUCACGUGGUGCCAACCGAGCAAUCAGAGAGAUCAGAGAUCGGCCACUUGGGCAGUGUUGGCGUCUCUGUUCUGUAUGUGUGUCAAUGUCCUAGAAGUUGUACGCACCUUCGUCCGCGUCAAUCAACGGUGCCGGCUGCAUUUGCCCCUCGAUCCGUCAAUUGAAUCGUAAGGAUGGUUGCCAUCAAAGGGAGAAAGACAUCCAACAAAAAUCCACCGAUUCUCAGUCAUGAAUUCAUCAUUCAGAAUCAUGCUGACAUCGUGUCGUGCGUGGCGAUGGUUUUCGUCGUCGGACUUAUGGUCCAGGUGACGUCGCCCUGGGCAUACACAUUCAUAGCCCUCCACCACAACGUCUCCGAGAGCACCGAGCCAGAUGCCCCCUGGCAGCCUCCGAAAUACUCGACAGGAUGGAAGGACGCCUGCGCCGUCUUCUUCUACUUCCUCAUCACAAUUGUGAUGCAUGCAGUCAUCCAGGAGUACAUCCUGGACAAAAUAUCAAAACGCCUCCACCUCAGUAAGAUCAAGCUAGCGAAAUUCAACGAGUCCAGUCAGCUCCUGGUGUUCUACGUGCUGUCAGCAAUCUGGGGGAUCGACAUCAUCAUCAGAGACAAUCUGGUCCUGGACAUCAAUUCCCUCUGGUUGGAUUACCCCAGUCUUAUGUCCUUCUCCUUGAAGCUUUUCUUCGUGGGACAGAUUGCCUACUGGCUCCACUGCUACCCUGAGCUGUACUUCCAGAAGAUCAAGAGGGAGAGCAUUUCCAAGGUCGUCGUUGAGGCCACUCUUGGCUUGGUCUUCACCCUGGCUGGAUAUCUCCUCAAUUUCCAACACAUCACAGUUAUUCUCCUCGUCGUGCACUUCCUCGGAGAUGCUCUUCAGCAUGGAGCUCGUCUUGUUCACAUUGUUUACCGCAGAGAACAAACAACAAAACUGGCUUUUGGCGUCGCAAACUCCAUCUACGUCUUCUGCAGGAUCUCGACAAUCCUCUUCUCUCUUCUGUUCUAUGUCUACGGUCUCAGCCAGGUGGAGAGCACGUUGGACAUCUCAGCAGGCAAUUUCAAUAUUCCAGCGAUAAGAUUUUCCGCAUUUGGUGCUGUAGCUCUUUUCCAAAUUUACCUCGUCUAUGCAUUUAGCCAGAGGCAGAUGCAGAGAGCUCGUGAGAAUGGUGGCCCAGUGGUGUCCAAGGCCAAGCCCAAACAGCAGAAGCCCAGGAAGAAGGAAGGGAAAAAAUCAGCUGCAUCUGAGGAUGACGACCUGCCAGAGGUCGAUCAGGCAACCAAGAAAAAUCUUCGAUCUCGAUCCGUCAAGACUAAAUAAAUUAUUUCCAGAGGAAUAUUUUAUUUCAAGACUCAUUUCCUCUCUCGAGGAACACACGACAUAUUCCCAUUCCUCUCGACCACCGAAAGACCCCCUUUAUAUUUAUUUUUAACAGUGAAAACAACUCGAGAUAAAUAUCACUCUUUAUUAUUACGUCCAAGCGAAACCGAGGGUAGCUCAAUUAUUGUGUAAAUAUUUUCUAUGAACGGGAAAGAGGAAUGGCCUAUAAAAUUACGAUUAUAAUAACAUGAUAUUAAAAUUUUCUU